This is a messenger RNA of Cavenderia fasciculata, 1101 nucleotides long. Its product is annotated as leucine carboxyl methyltransferase. NCBI's taxonomy places the organism in Eukaryota, Evosea, Eumycetozoa, Acytosteliales, Cavenderiaceae. Gene Ontology annotation, molecular function: methyltransferase activity. The record is from RefSeq and is a predicted model, not a curated record. Bases 1 to 1101 code for a protein of 366 amino acids. The transcript has 5 exons. Gene Ontology annotation, biological process: methylation.
AUGGCUACUCCAAUACAACCUGUAAUACCAUCAUUUUAUAAACCAAAAGGAACAACAGCAGCAGCAACAAACAAUAAAAAUGUUAAUGACAAUCAUAAAGAAUCAGUCAUAGGAACAAAUGAUGAUGCAGCAUCAUGCAAAGAGUCUGCCGUAAAGAUUGGUUACUGGAAAGAUGAUUUUAUACAAUACUUUGUUAAAUCACCUGUUCGUAGAGCACCUUUAAUCAACAGAGGUUUCUUUACAAGAGUAGAGACUGUAGAGGCUUUAUUAAAUCAAUUCAUUCAAGUAUAUACUACCCCUUCCUCUUCUUCUUCUUCUUCCCCCUCUUGUUUGCAAUUAGUUAAUCUUGGUUGUGGAUAUGAUACACUAUUCUUUAGAUUAAAACAACAACAACAACAACAACAACAUGAAAUAACAUUCUUUGAAGUUGAUUAUUUACAGGUUAUACAAAACAAACUCAAGAUUAUAAAUUCAACCAAAGAGUUGCGUCAUUUAGUAGACAGUGAUUGGAAUGAUCCAAUACCAUCAUCAUCAUCAUCAUCAUCAACGAACCAAACCCAAACCAAUGGUUUACACAAUGUAAAGAUUGAUUGGGAGAAUAAUAGAAUGAUAUCACCUCAUUAUCGAGUCUCUCCCAUUGAUCUUUGUAACAUUUCUUCAUUUGAUGAAAUAUUCAAUUCACUUGGUAUCAAUUACAAUAUACCUACAAUAUUUUUAUCAGAAUGUGUAAUUAUAUACAUUACAGCAGAUAAUGGAAACAAAGUUAUUAAAUGGGCAUCUGAUCAUUUUAAAGAGAGUUGUUUUGUUACCUAUGAACAAAUAAAGCCUUUUGAUGAAUUUGGAUCAAUGAUGGUAAAGAAUAUAAACUCUAAAGGAUGUCCUCUGCAAUCAAUCUAUCAAUUCCCCGAUCUUAUAGCACAGAAGAAUAGAUAUUUGCAAUUGGGGUGGAAUAGAUCCGAUGCACUAGAUAUGGUUGACAUUUAUAAUUAUUUUAUUGAUAAAUCAAAGAUUAAAAUAAUUGAAAGAUUAGAGAUAUUUGAUGAAUUUGAAGAAUGGUAUUUAAUUCAAGGUCAUUAUUGUUUUACCAAUCUGCGAUAUUAA